Messenger RNA from Daphnia carinata, 5315 nucleotides. RefSeq lists its product as uncharacterized. Gene Ontology annotation, molecular function: signaling receptor activity. Gene Ontology annotation, biological process: nervous system development. Bases 1096 to 4239 code for a protein of 1047 amino acids. The transcript is spliced from 16 exons. Gene Ontology annotation, cellular component: external side of plasma membrane; signaling receptor complex. NCBI's taxonomy places the organism in Eukaryota, Metazoa, Arthropoda, Branchiopoda, Diplostraca, Daphniidae. The record is from RefSeq and is a predicted model, not a curated record.
GUAAUAAAAGGGCCUCGUCUCGAAACUGUUCUCGUCAAUGUGUACCCUGGCGUCCCGCGAGCGUUUUUGCGUUCCAUGUCGCCUCGUGCCGCCGGCGCCGCUACCCACACCGACGCUUCUAUAUAAGAAGUCAUGGCAAGGAGCCCGACUGUUUCAGUCGUGGACGGCCAGCGCUUUCAAGCGUCCAUCCUUUCGUAGAACUUUAUUUAUUUUUAUUUUUUUUUUUUUUUUGCUCGUGGGGGGGGGACGUUCAACUAUUUAGGACGGUUUAAACUGUGUGUUGCACCGGACGUCGUUCCAGCUGCUCUUUGAUCCAUUUUUCUUGCUUACUUUCCGAUCGUUUUUGGUUUCAGCUAGUGUGUUGAUUUUUCUUUCAGCAUUUUCAACCCAACGACUCGAUAUCGAAUAGCCUCAAAAGUUUUUAUGGAUGGAACGUGAUAUCGUGACUCGACUUGUGUGUGUGUGUCCCUCUGUGUGUGUAUAUCCGGCGUGCGUGUGUAUAGUGCAUAAGUGUGAGUGUGCCCGCCCUCGGCCGCACGCCCGGCAAAGAAAACCUCCUACAUUAAAAUACCGCUGGACACACAGAGAUUUCGUUUUGAACUAACCGAUCUCGCACUCGGGGAUAUCAAGAGCAUUUCCUUUUUUUUAUUUUCGUUUUCAAAUUGUUUAUCGUCGACGUCGUAAACUCUACCGUUUUUCACGAAUAACUAGGCAUAGCCCCUUGCAAUCAUUGAGGUGGAUACAAUUGAACGGGAAGAAAUUAAUCCUGACCUGCGGAACUGGUCGACAGAUGGAGCUGAUUAAACGACGCGUGAUUGAAGUUAGGACUUGAACACGGGACGGGGCUAUAAAAAAAAAAAAAAAAGGAAAGAACGCGAAGCCAAUCCAUCAGAAAUAUUGAACGCUUUUGCUGGCAAAACUGGAAAUAAAAAAAAAGAAAGAAAGAAAGAAAAGAGGCUGCAAGGAAAAUAAAAAAAAAAAAGGAAGUUAAGUGGGCUGGCAGCCUGAUCCACUUAACUAAAGGCUGCCUAUCCUUGAUCGGCUUCCCCUCUACUUUUGAUUUCAUCCCGGCAGCCAUCAGACGCGCGUUUCGCCAUGCGUCAGCCAACGGGACGGCCGACCGUCUUGAUCUUCUACGUCGCCGCCAUUUUCGGUUUACAUCAUGGCCAACCGGCCAGCGCCAUCCUCAACUGCCUGCUGGCCCAUCAACUGUGCGCCGAGGAUCCAUCCUGCAAGUCCAUCGAGACGGUCAUACAGCACAUCUGCGGCCCGGAAACAGUGGCGUGCUCGACGACGACGGUGACCAAAUGCCAGGCCGGUCUCCGAACGCUGCAGGCCUUUCCGGUCUUCCAUCCGACCUGUCUAUGUCGGGAGCCAUCCGUCGAUCCAGACUGCAACGCGUUCCGCGACUCCCUCUUCGAUCAUCCGUGCAUGGUUGCCACUCAAAAAGAGCGUGACUUGUACCCGAUCCAUGCCCUGCCGACGUGCACACACGCGCUGGACGUCUGCCAGAAGGAUCUGUCGUGCACUCGGCUCUACAACGACUUCCGCGAGCAUUGCAAACUGCGUUCCGGCCUCUGCCGUGAUAAGGAAACGUGUUACAACGCCUGGAGGGGAUUGCGGAUGACUCCGCUGUUCGGCUGCUUUUGCCCAGGAAACGAUCAGAAGAAAUGCGAACGGAUCUACUCGUUUAUUUACAACAAUACCUGCGUCGAUCCACAUGUCCAAACUAAGCACGUUUCCAAGACGCCGUUUGUUUUCGUUAAACCUUUGAACGCCAUCGCAUUACCCGUCCUCGGCCGUCGUCGUCGCUAUCUUGUUCGAUAUGUUCCCCAUCACUUGACUCCACCCACGUCGUCUUCAACUUCGGUUGAUGACGAACAUAACGAGCUCGCACUUGAUACGACUAACACGCUCCCUACGACUACCACCAUCACUACCACCACCACUACCGCACUGCCUUAUAGCGAUGUAAUUAGCACGAGCACCAAUCCCGAGCACGAGCACAUUGGCACAUCACCUACGCCCGUCCGUCUUGUUGAUGAACCGUCCGCAUCGCCCCGUGUCGCUGUAGGCAGCUGGCAAGAGACGCUCAACCGCCAGCGGGAGACGGACGCCCGUCAAAUCGAGAGCCGCCUGAUGGACAGCGUUCAUCAUCAACAUCAUCACGGUGCGGCGGCCGAGGCCGGCUCGAUCGACGUGGCUCGUUUCAGCCAUUUUCUCGAGAGCGCCCUGACUCGCACGAGGAUCGGCUAUCAUUCGUCUACGUCGUCCGUCUCGUCGAUUCACGCGGCGUCGGCCGCUGGAAACGUGGCCGCUAAUAAUUCUUCGUACUACACGACGACGUCGUCCAACACGUCAGCCGUCAAUGGCUCACCGUUCAACCACACUGGUGCGGAUGAAAUAGCCGACGGAGGUGCGGGCCGAGUGGUGUCCAUCUAUCAGAGCACGUGCCAUAAAGCGCUCAGCAAUUGCCAGUCGGACCUUCAAUGCCGCAAGCAUUUAGAGCCGUUCCUUCGCUAUUGCAAUGGCGCCGCAAGCGCAAGUGGCCUGGCCGCAAGCGCGGACACCUGCCAUCGAGACUUGUGCAUGCAGGCGCUCCAGGGAUUCUACAAAGACGCGCCGCUACAAUGGAGCCUAGAAGUGGCCUUCUGCGUUUGCAAGAAAACCCAAAGCAGGAACGACGAAUGUCUUGUGGCGCAAGAACGCCUCCAUCCCGACUGCGCUAGACGGCCGGAACGAUACCAUUCGCCUCCAGCCACUGGCCCUUCAUCGACUGGCAUGGGCAGCAUGGCGUCUUCCUCUCCGGCAAUGGGAAAUAAUGAAGCCAAUAACUCACCCCACCACACGCCCGCCUGUCAUCAUUUGGCCGAAGAAUGCAAAGCUCAUCCGGAUUGCAAGCCUCGAUUGGAGUUUUACGUCCAGGCUUGCGCUGUCGACGUCGUAACCAAAGGCUGCGCCGGGCCGCCGUCUAUAUGCCGACGGGCCGUGUUGGACAUCCUGGGCACGGAUCUGCGGACGACGUGCACCUGCCGGACGGCACAGCAGAUGGGCGACAUGGCCGCCAUGUACGAUUGCACCGAAUGGCAACGACUUCUCUGGCUCAAUCCUUGCGUUGUGGAAGCGCAGAGGGACUUUCACAAAAUUCAAGGGAACCUCAAGGUGGUGACGAUGCCGACCCCGACGACAGCGCCAAUAUCCAGCAACGGCAGCAGCUUUACGGUGGGCGGCCGUCAGACGUCCAGCGCCGAUGACGAUCCUCGUCAUCAUCUUUUCACUGUCGUCGUUCCGAGGAAAACGUAUCGCCCUCAAGAAACGAAUGCCAGCGACGGACGCGUUUCAGUGACGUCCGACUCGACGAGUACCAGCGUCACUUGGUCCACCACAUCGACGGCCACCAGAUUCACAACGGCCUCCGAUCCGUCCACCACCGACAUGAUUACGCGGCCCACCAUUCCAGCCAAAUAUUGCACGCUGGAACGGCCCAAUAAGCGUGUCGUUCACUUUGCAGAAGGCACGAGUAAACGAUUGUACCACGACGACGAUCCAGACUGUUCGGAAUUGUGCCGAUGCGGUGCCGGCCAAGUUGUGACCUGUUCGAUCGCCGAUUGCGCCCAACGGAAACCCUGCCAGACAUCGGCCGCAGUCUACGCUCACGCUGCCACGGCUUUUCAAGCCUAUAGAGGGGAAUGUCUCUGUUUCUCCGGUACUUUGGUCUGCGCCCGACCUGAUCCAGGUCAAUACUCGCUACCUUUGGGCGUCUUCCUGUUUAUCGGCUAUUCGCAAGCCGACGAGAAGGCCAUCUACCAGUUCACGCACGUCAAUGUGUCGAGGUCGUUACUGACGGGACUACACAGGCACAUGUACUUCACGCCACCCGAGCAGGCGGAGAACGAAUGCCGCAUGUCCAUCCACGAUCAGAUGGAGGAGAACCUAAUCUUUCAGAUCCGCUUGCCAAGUUUGGAUGAUCAGAGGGUCAACAAUUCCGUCACGCUCGAGAUGCUCACUCACGAGAAGGCACAGUGCUUACCGGUGGCCAACCGAUUGCGGCACAUGAUUAACAAGAGAUCGCCCGACAUCAGGGAGGACGAAGCCUUGUCUGUUAUCAAAGUGGCUGAUACGGCGUCCGUUCUGCCCGAACCUCGGCGAUCUUCGGCCGACCGUCAGUUGCAACAAUUAUGGACGAUUACGGCGGCACUUUGGUCGUCUUUUAUCGUAACUCAUCGAUAUUAUAGAUAGGAAAAAAAAAACUUUUUAUGAAAUUUGACCCUUUUACCAUUAGGAAUGAGUUUUAUUUAUUCAAUUGACAGCAUUUUUCGAGCUUUAUAUUUAUAAAUGAAAAAAAAAAAAGAAAGAAGAAGAAUGAAUUCGUUUUAUUUACAUUCUAGGAUAAUCUGCACUGACAGACCUCUCCCAGCAAUAGACACCAAUUUUGUGUGUGUGUGUGUGUGUGUGUGUGUGUGAACAGCUGUGUAUUUAAUUCCCUACGCCCAAUGACGUUUCAAUUUCGCACGCAGCAUUGCACGAAAAGCGGGGGGAAAAAAAGAGACGGAAGAAAAACAAAAUAACCAAAUCAUCCGCCAUCACGUCUGUGUUACCUUCUCCUUUUAAUAAGACCUCACCACACCCGAAUGUGUUCCUCAUUUCAAAAAGGGAAAAAAAAAACAACGGGAAACCGAAUGUCUUUUUUUUUUUUAUUCUGUGAGUGAUUUGAUAUUAAAAAAAAAAUGAUAAAAAAAAAGGUUUUUUGAAAAUGUAAUUAUAAAACAAAACAACAACUAAAAACAAAACCAACAAAAAGCAAUGCAUACAAAUGUAAUGAAAAAGAAAAAAAAACAAAAAACAAAUAAAAUUUCAAAAAGAAAUGAUAAAGAAAUUCCAAAUAACGUGGGUCGCCUGCUCUGCUGGAAACUGGCCAGCAGGAUCUGAUCCGGUUUUCCCACAGUUCUGACGAGCGUUAUAUAAAUACAUAUAUAUAUGCCCCGUGCUUUGGGAAGAGGAAAGAAACGUUGCUAUUGUUCUGCAAAAGGGGGACACUGUGUGCCUUUUUUUUUUUUUUUUUUUCUUUUUUGGUCUGUUAUAUUUCUUACCACAAUUUGUUCGUGUUUCUCUUUGCAUCCUCUAUUGUUACGUAUGUGACUGGUUGAACUGUUCAGGCUAGAAGUUUUGUUCUGAAAAAGGCAUUGGCCAUAGUGGAACAGCAUGCCGUUUGCAAUACGGCAAAACAUGGCCGAAAAUGGUACGUGCUACGUUUGAGUGAUUGGUUUUUUUUUAAUGUAUAUAUUUACGUAAAUUGUCUACAGUUUGUUACUAUU